GAGGAAAGGGUCAGUCAGUACCGUGUCGACGGUGGUCGGGUUACCAGAUACUUUAAUAAAGUAUAACGAUAGUAAAUUUUGAACGUGGCUUACUCUCUCUGAACACACCUGUAGCUCACGCUUGCAGCCGCGGCUAGACAUCUGCAUUUUCCUACAGAAAUUAUGGUGCGAGACGGCUGGGACGAGCACAGCUGCGUCAAGUGACUCCACCUGGGGGCUGGUCUUCCUCUACUCUCCACAAGACUUUUAAUACUUCUUUAUUUUUCCAUCCUUGUAACUGAGAACUGAACUGGUUUUGUGAUUGACAUUUUUAGGAUACAACCAGUGAAAAGGAGAAUCGUUUAUAUUGUUUUUGUUACUUAUAAAAUGCCACUAAAGAAGUAUAUACGUGCCCCCGUGGAGGAGGUUCCCAGUAUCAAGGAGAAGCUCGCCUUCUUCGAGCAGCAGGGCAGUCGAGAAGUGGUGUACGGAGCCAUGAUCCCCGAGCCUGACUACAGCGACGACGAGACGGACUCCAAGCCCUCAGUAACUACCUCUAUGGUCGCAAGGAACAACCAGGUCAACUCCAACAACAAAGAGCAAGAAAAGUUACACUCCGGCCAGGGACGACUAGAUGAAAGAGGUCUCAUAAUGCCCAAGAAGCUCGUCAACCCUUACCUUGAAUCCUCGGACAAGAAGAAUCUCCACAGAGAACUAAUGUUCAAUCAAAAGAGGGGUGUAAAUAUUCUCAACCAAAAAAGUGAGCUACAGAAGGCAAUGGAGAAACACAAUGACAAAAAGGUUUUGAAGGAACAAGAGAAAGAAAAGCAAGCAUCUUUGACUCCCUUCCAAAAAGCUCUUGAUGAACGAGCUCAGAAGAUUGAACAGAUGGAGAAGGCUGAAAACAAGGAUAUAGAGAAUGAGAAGACCCCUGCUUGUGAAUUUGAAAAAAUUCAUGCCAAAGUUAGAGCUAAAAUGGAAGUCCAGUGAAGAUGGGCCAUUGACUUUAAAAUGUUACAAUACACCUAAGAAAGUUACUAUUGUGAAAACUGAUAGUUUUCAAUACCAUGUAGAUGCGACAUCAGUACCUCUACAUUAUAAUACUACGAAGAGUACAAUGUCUUUUUAAUAAGAUAUACCGUACUUGUAUCGUAAAAAAUACAUGAAAUUGUGCAUAUUUGGUCUUGUAUUUACCAGAGAGCUUUCACACUAGGAACUUAACCACAUACAUAACAUAUAUUCACCUCGUGUACAGAUCUCACCAUAAUUCAUCAUUUCUUUUCCAUAGCAAAAAUCGGUGUAAGUUUUAAAUUUUUUACCACUUAGCUACUUGAUUUGAUGUGGCAAAAAUCUUUCAAGGCUGUCAGAAUCCCUUCAUAAAUGAAUACGUUUGUGUGUUUGUAUUAUUUGACUUGCACUAGUACACCUUAACACAGUAAUGAAGUUAAGACUAUUAGCACAAUAAACAGUAUUAUAAUGUAAUUUUGAUUUAGCCAGUUUAGUAUAAAUGUUUUAAUUGGAGGGGAGGGGGGGGGAAUAGAUCAACAUAAGUACAUCUUAAGACAAUAAUUUGUAUGCAGUGAACAUUCAUGCAGUACAAUAGUUGCUAAAACAUUUGAAUUAUGCCUUAAAUUGAGAUAGCUGUAGCUGUUGUUUUGCUUAUUAAAACAUCUAAAGUCUGAGCUAAUGUGUUAUUGAUCAUAUUUGGUUUUAUAAAGUUUUACCCAUUUUAAAAAUUUGCAUUGGAACUGAAUAAACUCCCUAUGAAUUAUUUCCUGCAUUGCAGUUAAUAUGUUCUUAAUUAUAAGGUAAGAUAAUGUACAAGUGUAGAAAUAAAUAAUUAUACUUG
Molecule: messenger RNA, 1828 nt
Organism: Procambarus clarkii (red swamp crayfish)
Lineage: Eukaryota; Metazoa; Arthropoda; Malacostraca; Decapoda; Cambaridae
Source: RefSeq, a predicted model, not a curated record